Strongylus vulgaris is the source of this 382-nucleotide messenger RNA. NCBI's taxonomy places the organism in Eukaryota, Metazoa, Nematoda, Chromadorea, Rhabditida, Strongylidae. The record is from the annotation of a GenBank genome assembly.
AGGAAAUAUUUACUGCUUCAUCUCUAUUUAUGUUAUAAUGUAUUUCUAGAGUGAAACAGUCCGCGUAGAUACCGUCAUCUUUGAAAAGUACGGGAACAACCUGAUUAGGCAAGCAAAGCUCUACACAGAUACAAUAGUGCAGAUUGCUCUUCAGCUGUCUUUUCUCAAAACCCAUGGAAGUUUUGCCCCAAUUUACGAAACCGCUUCGACGAGAAAGUUCUACCACGGAAGAACAGAAACUGUGAGAGGACGUACGCAUGAAAUGGUUGCCUUCGGUCGUUCUGUGCUUGAAGGAAAAAGCCUCAUAGAAAUUAAAGUGUUCUUGGCUAGAAACCUUGAUGUGUGCACUGGUACAAAAACAUUCAAUAGAGACUGGCAAUAA